GCUGCCCUGGACACUCAGACCUUGCCCUGCUGGGUUGUAACAACAAUUCUGACUCUGAAGCCUCUGGACACAGCAGUGACUGCUCGGAGGAUCCCACACUCUGCAGCUUGUCCAGCAGCCCUUGGAGCCCUGACCCCUUGCAGGAGCCGGAGCCAUGCGUGUGGCCAUCAUCGGGGCCGGGGUGAUCGGGCUCUCCAGCGCCCUGUGCAUCCAUCAGCAGUUCCAUGGCCUGCUGCCCUCCCUGGAGCUGGAGGUCUAUGCUGACCACUUCACCCCCCACACCACCAGCGACGGGGCAGCUGGGCUGUGGCAGCCCUACCUGAGUGAUCACGGCAACCUGCAGGAGACGCUGUGGAAUAAAGAGACAUUCGAUUACCUCCUCGGGCAGCUGCACUCCCCAGCAGCCAAGGAAAUGGGACUUUUCCUCAUUUCUGGCUACAACCUGUUCACGGAGCCCGUGCCGGACCCAUCCUGGAAGAACAUUGUCCUGGGAUUCAGGAACUUGACACCAAAAGAACUCGAACUCUUCCCUGGUUACAGCUAUGGCUGGUUCAACACGGCGCUGAUGCUGGAGGGCAGGAGUUACCUGCCCUGGCUCACCAACAGGCUGACGCAGAGGGGAGUGAAGUUUUUCCAUAAGAAGGUUGAGUCUUUCCAGGAGCUGUUUGUCCAGGGUGUGGAUGUGGUGCUGAACUGCAGCGGGAUGCGAGCAGGGCACCUGCAGCCCGACCCAGAGCUACAGCCUGGCCGGGGCCAGAUCAUCAAGGUGCUGGCCCCGUGGGUGAAGCAUUUCAUCGUCACUCACAACUUGAAAUCUGGGAUCUACAACUCUCCCUACAUCAUCCCGGGGAGCGAGUUCACGGUCCUGGGAGGGGUUUACCAGCACGGGAACUGGAGUGAGGAGAACAGUGCCAAGGAUCACAAAUCCAUCUGGGACAGCUGCUGCCAGCUGCUCCCACCUCUCCAGAAGGCAAAAAUCGUUGGGGAGUGGAGCGGCCUGAGACCAGCACGGCCCUCGGUCCGCCUGGAGCGGGAGAGCAUCCGCCUCGGCAAUCUGCAGGGAGAGGUGAUUCACAACUACGGGCACGGCGGGUUUGGGAUCACCAUCCACUGGGGCUGUGCCAUGGCGGCAGCGCGGCUCUUUGGGAGCAUCCUGCAGGAGAAGAAGCAGCUGGCCACCCCCCCAGGGCCCCGCUUGUGAGCACCAGCUCCCUGGAAUGUGACAGCAGUAGCUCAGGAGUCACAGCAGAAGGAUGGGAACAGCACAGGGAUACACACACGGGCUGCUCGCCCCUGCUCCCAGCUUUGGCUCUCAGCGUCUCAUUUCCAUUUCCAGAUGGCUCUGCUCCCUCCACAACCUGCCUGGAGGAAGGGCUUUCAAAUAUCAACUAACUACCCGUGGCAAAGUGCACCAAGUGCUGUCUGGGAUCAGCCAGGGUUCAGCUGAACCCUGGACAGUCCUGCAGUUCAUCUGCACCAGGGGACAGGAUGUGAAAUGGAGCUGGGGACACCUGAGGUCUGUGCUGGCUGCUCCAACACACAGGGUGUAAUUAGAUUUACAGGCUCCCCCCAGGAGGCCAAAGCUCCUUAGUAGGAAGAAGCUCUGGGGCUCCCAGGGAAGUCACAGCAGCUCUGGGAGCACGUGCCUGGGUUACACCAGUUUUCCUCACAUUCCUGCCAGGACAAAGCUCAGGCCACAGCACCUGCUUAGUGUAGCUGGCACCAGACAGCAGCACUUGCCUAAAAUGGCCUUUCCAAACGAUGUUUUAGCAACAAAAGCAAUUUGUUCCAGACCUGUGGGCUUGCCAGGCUCUAUAUAUAGCAGAGAGCAUAAGAAAAUAGCUCUUCUUGUCCCUAAAACUCCCACGGGCCCCUCAGCUUCCCAUUUCUCCCAGCUGUGGGACACAGCUCAGAGAGAGGGCCUGGCUUGUGGCUCUCAGAGGAGGAGCAAGACUUUUUGGGGUGUUCAGGGAUGCUGUUGGGGACCCAACACACUGUUCUGAAGAUACAGCCUGGCUGAUUUUCCCAUGCCAGGUGUCUUUCCUGCUUUACAAACCAUCCCAGACAGGGCACUGGAUGGUGAGGAAGCCUGAAAUCCAAAGGCCAGCACAGUGCCUGGCUCACUCUCCUGUGUGGAUAAGCCAAGUGCUCCUUACUCAUCCGUGAUGCAGCUCCUGUCUGCUGAAUAAUCCAUGUGCCAGGAAUAGCUCAGCAGUGUGGAGUGGGGGAUGUCCGAGUUCAUCUCCAUGCUAGGCUUAGCAAGCACAGCUGGAAAUUGGGAGCUACUGUCAUGUCCAGUCUGUCCAAAGGAGUUCCAGCUUCCCUGGAAAUGUUGCAGUCACUGGGUAGAAUCAGGAAAAGGAAAACAAAGGCUGGAGAAAAUUCCCUGCUGAUGAACACUGAACUCAAUGGUCUGUGAUGCCACCUCAGGAAAAGCCAUUCAGGGGAACUGGAUCCCUUUGGUUUCACUUAUUCCAAAUAUGAGACAGUCAGGAGCACAUUCUCUGCUGUAAAUCCAGCCCCACUUUGGUGAUUUUGGGAAAAUCCUGCUGGACAAACAGAGGGGUAGGAAAUCAUUGUACACCUGGCAACAAGCAGCUGAUUCUGUGAUCUCAGAGCCUGCAGGAGCCACUGCCCUGUGAUCUCACACGGCCUCUUGGCAAACAGGAAUGGGCUGAUCUUCUUAAUUUUAUUUGCAGGUUAAUUCUGUUUGUUUUAUAAAGGCCUCAAUUUAAUCUGUGUGACCAAUAAAGGGAAUGUUCACA
This is a messenger RNA of Ficedula albicollis (Collared flycatcher), 2765 nucleotides long. It is a transcript of the gene DAO, whose product is annotated as D-amino-acid oxidase. The coding region runs from base 155 to 1201 and encodes 348 amino acids. The record is from RefSeq and is a predicted model, not a curated record. Lineage: Eukaryota; Metazoa; Chordata; Aves; Passeriformes; Muscicapidae. The transcript is spliced from 11 exons. Gene Ontology annotation, molecular function: FAD binding; D-amino-acid oxidase activity.